AUGGAUGUAGAAGAGUUUCGCGUACGUGGUAAAGAAAUGGUGGAUUAUAUCUGCACUUAUAUGACGACGAUACGUUCACGCCGUGUUACACCGUCUGUUGAGCCAGGGUACCUACGCGCUGCUUUGCCAUCAGAGGCGCCCGAGUAUCCAGAGUCCUGGGAUGAUGUUAUGUGCGACGUCGAGAAUAAGAUAAUGCCAGGAGUAACACAUUGGCAGCAUCCACGUUUCCAUGCAUAUUUUCCAUCUGGAAACGCAUAUCCAUCAAUCCUCGGUGAUAUGCUGUCUGCAGGAAUAGGAUGCAUCGGUUUUUCAUGGGCCGCGAGUCCUGCCUGCACGGAACUAGAAAUCAUUAUUCUUGAUUGGCUGGGGAAAGCAAUUGGUUUGCCUCCAGCCUUCUUAGCUCUUGAAGAAGGAAGCAAAGGCGGCGGUGUUAUUGAAGGUUCAGCAAGCGAAUGCGUACUCGUGUCGAUGCUCGCUGCGAGAGCUAAUGGUAUCAAAAGACUCAAACACCAGUUCCCUACAGUGGACGAAGGUCUUCUUCUGACUAAACUGAUUGCAUACUGUUCCAAAGAAGCGCAUUCUUGUGUUGAAAAGGCAGCCAUGAUCAGUUUCGUCAAAAUGCGUAUCUUACAACCCGAUGAAAAUGGUUCACUUAGAGGAGAAACAUUAAAACAAGCUAUGGAAGAAGAUGAAGAAGCAGGUCUCGUUCCAUUUUUCGUAGCUACUACUUUAGGAACGACUGCGUGCUGUUCUUUUGACAAUUUGACUGAAAUAGGGCCCGUAGUACGUAAAUUCCCAUGCGUAUGGCUGCAUGUAGACGCGGCGUAUGCUGGAAGUGCAUUUCUCUGCCCUGAACACAAGUAUCACCUAGCUGGAGUCGAAUACGCUGAUUCUUUUAAUACUAAUCCAAAUAAAUUGAUGUUGACGAACUUCGACUGUUCUCUGCUGUGGGUCACCAAUCGAUAUCUGCUAACAUCUGCCUUGGUAGUGGAUCCACUGUACCUUCAACAUUGCUACGAUCACACUGCAAUUGACUAUCGACACUGGGGCGUACCAUUAAGCCGACGCUUCCGAUCCCUAAAGCUGUGGUUUAUGCUGAGAAGUUAUGGAAUUACCGGUUUGCAGAAGUAUGUAAGGCGACACUGCGAACUGGCUAAGUACUUUGAGCAGCUUGUUAAAAAAGAUGAGAGAUUUGAAAUCUGCAACCAAGUAAAGUUGGGAUUAGUCUGCUUCCGCCUCUUGGGUGGUCCUGAAGAGACUCCAGAACAAGUCGAUGAACUAAACAAGAAAUUGUUGACCAAUAUCAACGCCUCAGGCAAAAUGCACAUGGUGCCGGCGUCGGUUCGCGACCGCUACGUCAUCCGAUUUUGCGUGGUUUACCAGCAUGCAUCACGUGAAGACAUAGAAAUAGCAUGGGAUAUAAUAACUGAAUUUGCUACGGAACUGUUGGAGGGUCCUGAUAAGGAAAGGGAUUUGAACGAAGAAAGGGCUAAACGCAACCGUGCUGCGUUAGCCCAUAAACGUUCCUUCUUCGUGCGUAUGGUCAGUGACCCUAAAAUCUAUAACCCGGCGAUCAACAAGACCCCACCGCCAGUGCCCACAACUCCAGGCUCUCCGCCAGCCGCCGCUGCUCCUGACUCACCAGACACUCCUUCAGAAGCUGGUGUUGUACUACCUGCUACUCCGAAACAAUCAUGGAUAAGCUGGCCUCUUGCAUUUUUCUUCCAAAGCGUCGACAAUGAAAAUAACGACCUGCCAUUGAGAUUUCGACAUUUAGAUACGAUGGUACGUUUGAAAAGCCCGGGCCCUGCAGGGCGGCGGGGCUCCUCGCCUUGCCCGUCUCCUGAACGCCGAGCAGCUUCACCCUCCACGCAUUGA
Parnassius apollo (apollo) is the source of this 1878-nucleotide messenger RNA. The record is from the annotation of a GenBank genome assembly. NCBI's taxonomy places the organism in Eukaryota, Metazoa, Arthropoda, Insecta, Lepidoptera, Papilionidae.